AUUUAAGUGCCGCACAUUAAAACAUAUCCUAGAGUUGCUCGAUUGUAUGCUUAUUGUGGCUAUGAAGGGGUUUGUGUUUUUAGUUUUGAUGGUGACACUGAAAACCGCUGUCUGGAGCCAACAACAAAAUGAAGCAGAUGAUUUUUGCGUACUGAAGGCUGAUUUAAUCAUGGAAAAUUUGAAAUUAAGGAACGUACACUAUGGACAACAGGAAAAUUUUUCUGAAAUUUCGGAGGAAAAGUUUGAAACGCUUCGUGACCUCAUCGGAGAGAUAAGCAGCACACAGAAGAAAUUUCAAAGCACUCUGGAUAAAUUACAACUCAUGACUGAAAAUUUACAAUUAGAAAUGAGUUCAGUUAUUAACAAAAUUGACACGACAACAAUUAGCAAGUGUCACAAAUCAAAAGACCUCAGCAAUAUUGUGCACUUCAAAACAGGAAGUUUCUACAUCCACUAUACAAUUAGCAGACAUACUUGGAAUGAAGCACAAGAGUUCUGUGGAAAAUUUAAUAUGCGGCUGGUUAUAAUUGACUCUGAACAAAAAUUGGAAGACCUUACUGAAUUGAUCAAAACAAACAGCACAGGAUCUUCAGCGCUUAGGUAUAGACUAUCUUACUGGGUUGGAGCAAACGACAUUGGGCGAGAACCAGGCGAUUUUAAAUGGACGAAUGGCGAUGAAAUCAACAGAAAACUUCCAGCCAGACUUUUUACAUCUCAACAUAAAAAUGAAACUUGCUUGAGAAUGACAUACUGUCACAAAGCUAGAAAAUACGAGUUAACAGAUUUAAGCUGCUCUUCCUACAUAUAUUUCAUCUGCGAGAUCCUACCUGAGUGCAUCCCGAAUUUAUUAAAAUCAUAAAUGAGUCAUUCAGCUCCCACUGUUUUCAUAAUGAUCUUAAUUUUUUCUUUUAUAUUAAUUGCUUUCAAAUUGGACUUUAUUUCAAAUGAAACUUUUUUUAAUUCUCUUCCUAUUUAUAAUAUCAGCUUUUUAGACACUCCAUGCUAAAAAUAG
This is a messenger RNA of Neocloeon triangulifer, 1012 nucleotides long. RefSeq lists its product as uncharacterized. Lineage: Eukaryota; Metazoa; Arthropoda; Insecta; Ephemeroptera; Baetidae. The coding region runs from base 47 to 859 and encodes 270 amino acids. The record is from RefSeq and is a predicted model, not a curated record. The transcript has 9 exons.